This is a messenger RNA of Lasiosphaeria miniovina, 622 nucleotides long. RefSeq lists its product as uncharacterized. Lineage: Eukaryota; Fungi; Ascomycota; Sordariomycetes; Sordariales; Lasiosphaeriaceae. The transcript has a single exon. The record is from RefSeq and is a predicted model, not a curated record. The coding region runs from base 158 to 349 and encodes 63 amino acids.
UGCUGCUGCUGCUGUUGCUGCUGUUGCUGCUGUUGCUGCUGUUGCUGCUGUUGCUGCUGUUGCUGCUGCUGGGGAUGGGCAGCCAGCAACUGUUCGCGAGUCGGUGGGGGUUGCUGGAGACGCGGGAUGCCCGUUAGGCCCAAAGACAGGGGCGUCGAUGGCGAUGUUGAGAUGGGAGUUGGUGGGUAGAGCAGCGGGUCGUGAAAGGAUGGCGGAGCUGGAAAGUUCAUUGUGCAAAGGGUACCUUAGGCAAACACGAAGCACCAGAGCUCCACGUUUUCCUCGUACAAAAAUUGCGACGGUUCGCAAGCGCAGCGGAGCGCAAGCGUGCAGACUACAGCAGCAGUAGAGGCACUUGCACUUGGGGGCAGGGGCAGGGGUUGCGCGACGGUGUCGAUGUCCGCUAUUUGCACCGUGACGUCUGCUGUGUGACAAAUUGGCUUUAGGUUUUGAAUCUUGCGAGUCGGUGUAGUUUGCUGCCUUCAAACGCUACUGCGUGUUGACGCGCUUGUAGUAGUAACUUGGAACUUUGUUUUUGGCUCGGGGGAGCUCCUGGCAUGUUUUGGUUGCGGUUUCUCUGCUCGUCUUGUCAGGCUCGGCGGUGUGAGGACGGGAGUGGGAG